Messenger RNA from Rotaria sordida, 3231 nucleotides. The record is from the annotation of a GenBank genome assembly. NCBI's taxonomy places the organism in Eukaryota, Metazoa, Rotifera, Eurotatoria, Philodinida, Philodinidae.
AUGAUGAAUAUCGAUUUAAAUAAUUUACCCGAUGAAGUUCUUUUCUACUCAAACGAUCAAUUUUACAAGUUUAUUGAAGACUGUUUAGGUGUUGAUGAAAUGAAGUUAUUGAAAUUACAAUCAAUUAAAAACAUUAGAACGCUGUUAAAUGUACCAGAUGUUUUUGCUAUAUUUAGUAUUAAUUGUAAAGAACUUGCUGAUCUUAAAAAUAACAUUUGUUUCAUCGAUGAUGAUAAUGAUAAGAAUGCUAUUGUUAAAUCAGGAAUCAAAGCUGGUAUUGAUUAUUUAAUAACAAUACUUAAAGAGAAGAACAACAAGUACAUUAAACGAAAAAAAAACUCCAAACCAUCACCAUCACUAUUAUCUUCUACAACAAAUCGUUCUAAUUCAAAUACACCUUUGUCAAAUACAUCUGUUUCGGAUUUCAUCGAUUCAUCAUUAACAUCAACACCAACAGCAACACCUAAUUUAAUGCCAAUUAAUGAUUACAUUGAUUUGAUUUCCAAUAGCAUCGAAAAAUUUUCUAUCAAUACUUUUAAAAACGUUAUUUUAAACAACAACGAUGAUUAUGUUAUAUGUUUAACGUUGUUACAUACGAACAUAAAUGGACACAUAAAAUGUGGUUGUAAAACAACAAUUAAACUUUGUUUUCGUCCAAAUAGAAAUUCAUUUCAAUUAUCUUCUUAUUUCAAACACUUAAAGGCUAUGGCUAGUAUGGAACAAGAACUAUUACCAUUUCUUGAAAACCUCUCAUCCUAUUCUGAUGAUGUUUUCUAUACAUUUGUCAAAGAAUUUGUUGGUGUUAUAGAAGGUGAAAUCUUAGAAACACAACGUAUAAAAAAUGUUCGAAUUUUAUUACAAGUACCUGAUGUCUUUUCAUUUUUGCAAAUAAAUUCCACAGACAUAUUGAAAUUAAAAGAACGAGCUUGUUUUGUUACGGAUGAUUUACAGUAUAUUGUACGACCAGGAUUUAAAUCUAAUAUCGAGCAAUUUAUUAAAACAUUGAGAAAAUAUUAUGAAUCAACAUCAGCUAAUGUCAAUUUCGUUUCAUCUCAAACAACAUCCAAUGUAUUUAAAGAAACAGGUCAUUGUAUGUGUGAUUUAAUGGAUAUUUAUAAAGAAAAUCAAUCUAAAUCAUUUAUUAAUAUUUUUGUUAAUAAUCUGUUGAAUAAUAUGAAACGAUCUAGUAAUAAUUACCAAUUUGAUCCUAUUGUUAAUAAAUUUGCAUCAGUUCUCAACAUAUUAGCUGGAAAUAAUGCCUAUGAAUUCAUUCGCCUUAAUUUACCAGGAUCUCUACCUUCUACUACAACAUUAAAAGCUUAUAAUCAAGAUAUUAAUUUGCAAUUAAAAGAAUCUGACUUUCGAUUUAAUUCUCUCAAAGAUUAUUUAGAAUUAAUUGAUUCAAAUCAUGUAUUUGUAUCCGAAGACUCAACUGGAGUUGUUAGUUCAGUAUCAUACGAUAGUAAAAACAAUGGUUUUGUUGGAUUUUCUCCUCGAUUAGUUAAUGGUGUACCUUUGGUCGAUCAAUUUCAAACCAAUAGUUACACCGAAUUACAAAAAUGGUUUGAAGAAUUUGAUAAAUCUUCGUUAAUCACUGUGAAUUUAAUCGAACCUAUAUUAAAAAAUCUUUCAUCACUAGUUCAUUCACGACCGUUUAUUAUUUCUUCUUAUGGAACAAAUAACAAAUAUACUGCUGUAGAUGUUCUUAGGAAAUGGAUGUUUAUGUAUAAUGAAUGUAAAAAAAAGAAUAUCAAUAUCGUUGGUUUUUCAGCUGAUGCUGAACCGCGCAACUUAAAAGCUAUGCAGUUAUCGUUAGGAUUUUUCGCUAAAACACCAAAUAUCGAUUUAUUAAGUGGAAAUAAUACUUUACUUAAAAUUAAUAUUGAAUCACCUUGGAAUUUCUUUUUUAUCAGACUAGUUCAACCAUAUCUUUGUAUGCAAGAUGGCAUACAUCUUGUGACAAAAAUUCGAAAUCGUUUAUUAUCUGAAACAGCAUCUAUGUCCAUUAAUAAUCAAGAAAUUGAUGUUAACCAUUUAUUUUAUAUAAUUCAGAAUUAUCCGAAAAUUGAUCAUAAUCUCGUGCACUCAGAUGUUUUUCCUCAUGAUAGACAAAAUUAUUCUUCUUGUUUGAAAAUAACAUCUGAUGACGUUUUAAAUCUAUUAAAACAUAUAAAUGCUUCAGCUACUUAUGUAUAUUUAUAUUUAUUAAAAUUAAUAAUUCUUACUUAUGUAAAAGCUGAUACUGAUAUCCUUGCACGUUUAUACUAUGGUUGGAUAGUCACUUUCUCAUAUCGAAUGUGGUGGAGUAGUCUUCAGAUUAAACGAAAUUUUUCUCAAAAGGAAAAAGACAAUUGUUUUAUAACAAGAGCUGCUUGGUUAUCGUCGGAAUUAAACGUACAUUGUUUAACAGCCAUAAUAAUAUUAGUAUCUGAAGGACGUUUACCAUCUUAUGCAAUUAAUACACAUCUUUUUAGUAGUCAACCUUGUGAAGCGACAUUCCGCAGUGCUCGGUCUUUGACUGGCACUCUUUCAUCCAUAACAAAUUUCUCCGUAUUCGAAUUUUUACAAAAAAUUGGAAAAAUUUCUAUUUUAAAUCAAAUAAAAUCUACAGAAGAGACUAAUGAUGCUGCACAUUCAUUAAAGUUUCCUAUUCAUCACAAAAAUCGACAUAGAGAAACAACAAUGUCUAUAAAUACUCCAAUUACAUCAACAAUAACAACUUAUGAUAUAGAAAAGAUAAUUGUUAAAGCUUAUGCUGAAGCACAAGCUAUUAUGGAUAGUUUACAAUUAACAAAAACACUUAGGGAAAAUAAUUUAAAUGAUUUUAAAAAACUUAAUGAAUUUGUUUUUCAACAACUUGAUGGAAAAUCGACAAUAGAUUAUUCAUAUUUCAAUGAAGAAGAUCUUCAUGAUAGUGCAGAUAAUGAUAUUAAUAGUAAUAGUGAAAUUGCUGUUGAUCUUUCCGAAACAAAUUUGGAAACGAAUGAAUGUUGUUCCGAUGAAGAUGAAGCAAAUGAUUAUCAUCUGACAAGUUCGAAAGAGACAUUCGAGGGAAUGAGAGUUUAUGAUCAAAUUGAUCCAUCAAAAAAAUCUCAUUAUUUUCAAAUUAUCAUUAAUUAUAAACAAAAAUUUAUUCAUAAACAAACAGCAGCACGAUUAUUAUCUAUAAAUAAAAACUGUUUAUCAUCAGAUAGACGAACACGAGUUCAGCAGACAAGUAAACAACGUUAA